AUGGAAGCAGCCCGGCGCGAGCGCGAGGCUUUGCUGUUGCGCGUGCAGGACGAAGGCGUGCGCAUGGGCAGCCUCAGCGUCAUGCGAGCCGGGCCCAUUGGGCUGAGGGAGGUGUGGGAGGAGGGCCGAGCGUUUGUGGAUCUGGCGGGGCGGCAGGCAGCAGUGGCGGAGGCGCGCGCGGCCAUCGAGGGAGCGCGCAAGGCCAUGCGCAAGAAGCUGCCGCCGCCUGAGAACACACUGUCGCAGCCGGGGCCCUCCCAGCACACCGGCCAGGACUUCCUCUCGCCAGAGGAAUAUGUUGAACAGGACGAGAUCUUCAAGGUGCGCAUCGCUGCCCUGAAGCGUGAGGAGGACAGCCUGAACAAGGAGAGGGAGCGGCUGGAGGCGGAGAAGGCCCGCCACAUCAGGGAGCUGAAGCGGCUGAAGGAGGAGGAAGGCAGCAGGUUCAGGGACAACCCUAUUUUGGCGAAGCGUUACCUGCUGCUGCGCCUGCUGGGGAAGGGCGGCUUCAGCGAGGUCUUCCAGGCGUUUGACCUGACAGAGUUGCGGGAGGUGGCGGUGAAGAUCCACCAGCUGAACAGCUCCUGGAACGAGGCCAAGAAGGCGUCCUACGUGCGCCACGCCCUGCGCGAGUACAGCAUCCACCGCGGGCUGGCGCACGCGCGCAUCGUGGCGCUGCUGGACAUCUUUGAGAUCGACGCCAACACCUUUGCCACCGUGCUCGAGCUCUGCACCGGCGGCGAUCUCGACACCCACCUCAAGGAGCACCAGGUGCUGCCGGAGAAGGAGGCGCGUGUGAUAACAGCGCAGGUGGUGCAGGGGCUGGCCUACCUCAACGAGGCCCCCCGCCACAUCAUCCACUACGACCUCAAGCCCGCCAACAUCCUCUUCGACACCUUCGGCCAGGCCAAGAUCACAGAUUUUGGGCUGAGCAAGAUAGUGGAGGAGGGGCAGUCGCGGGGCAUGGAGCUGACCAGCCAGGGCGCUGGCACCUACUGGUACCUUCCCCCCGAGUGCUUCCAGCUCGGCUCCCGGCCUCCGGUCAUCUCCAACAAGGUGGAUGUGUGGGCGGUGGGAGUGAUGCUGUACCAGAUGGUGUUUGGCAGGCGGCCCUUUGGGGAGGGAUGCAGCCAGGAGGAGAUCCUGCGCGAUGACAUCAUGCUCAACGCGCGCCAGGUCGCCUUCCCUGCCAAGCCCGCCGUCUCGGCAGAGUGCAAGGAGUUCAUAUCCAAGUACGCAGCCCCACGCCUGAAUUGCUGA
This is a messenger RNA of Coccomyxa subellipsoidea C-169, 1260 nucleotides long. Its product is annotated as kinase-like protein. The transcript is spliced from 8 exons. The record is from RefSeq and is a predicted model, not a curated record. Gene Ontology annotation, biological process: intracellular signal transduction; peptidyl-serine phosphorylation; chromosome segregation. NCBI's taxonomy places the organism in Eukaryota, Viridiplantae, Chlorophyta, Trebouxiophyceae, Coccomyxaceae. Gene Ontology annotation, molecular function: protein serine/threonine kinase activity; ATP binding. Bases 1 to 1260 code for a protein of 419 amino acids. Gene Ontology annotation, cellular component: nucleus.